UCAAAAGAUUUUCGUUCGUCCUUGCAUUGGUUAUACUUUAUGUUCAACUUUCAGGGGUUUGUUUGAACAAUAUAACAAGAUGACAACAAGAUCAGAAAGCGAGAUCGAAACGUUGCUGGAAAUGAAGAAACUGUGGAAACAAGAUUAAGAAGAAAGAGAUAGAAAAUUUGAAAAACGUGGUGAAUAGUUACAGAAGACCAACAAGAAAUGUAUAGAAAAACAAGAAAUAACAACAACAUAAAAUUUGAAGAAUCAGACAAAGUUAAAAGAUGGCCAACAAGGAUUCAAGGUGUAGAAAAAGAAAUCAAUUACAGAAUAAACAAUUGGAAAUAGAAUUGAUUUUCCAGCUGGUUGGGAGCCGAUAAGGAUGGAAAACAAAUCUUUAAGGCCUCGACAUGUUGAGCAUCACGAGAUUUUUACUGAAGUUUCAAUGAAUGAAGACAGUUUGGACAUUUCGUCAACGUAUCAAGACAGCACAUCUAAGGAAAACAAUAGUAAGGUUCAUAAAAUUCCUUUUAUAGGGGUUUUUUGCGCUCUAUUUUCAGGAAUAUUUUUUGCCACUGCAUCAUUUAUUGUUGCCUUUGUAACCAAUGUGGAUCCUAUUGAGAUUUUGGUUAUUCGAAGCUGCACUCAGCUUAUGUCGUACGUACCAGUCGUUAUCUAUAACAGAAAUUCAUUUUUAGGAGUUGAAGGAGAGAGAUUGUUUGUUUGCAUGCGAGCUGUGAUAGGGACAGUUUCCAUGGGAACAGGUUACUACUCUUUCAGACUGAUUCCAUUGGCAGAUGCUUCGACUAUAAUUUUCAGUAGUCCUGCAUUUGUGACUCUUUUUGCCUGCGUUUUGUUGAGAGAACCAUGUGGAAUGUUUCAAGUAUUCACAAUUAUUAUUACUUUAACAGGUGUAGUGCUCAUAUCUAAGCCGACUUUUUUAUUUGGUGUUUCUUCGACAGACCAAGCUAGUUCAGCACAUCGCCUUCACGGUUCUCUAAUGGCGUUUUGCUCGUGUAUAGCGGCAGCAUUGACCUUCAUAUCCUUGCGAAAGUUACAGAAAACCUCAACUCCCGUAGUGAUAUGCAUCUUUUCAAUAGUAUCCAUUACUUCUGGUUUGAUUUAUCUCUCCUUCUUCAGUAAAUUUAGUAUUCCUACUUGUGGAGAAGAUGGCGUGCUCCUGAUUCUUUGUGGACUCUGUGGAACAUGUGGACAGUUUUUACUUACUACGGCGCUGAAAUUAGAAGAAGCUGGACCUGUGUCUGUAGCGAGGACAGUAGAUGUUGUUUUGGCUUUCAUUUUUGGAGUAUCCUUCCUUAACCAGUAUCCAUCUUGGACUAGUAUCGUGGGUGCUUUCCUUGUUUGUUCCUCUGUCGUAAUAACAGCCAUAAAGAAAUGGAUGUACAGACAUAAAUCACAGAAUGUUUCAUUAAGUGAAAGAAAAACGCUCACUGGUAAAAACUGUUCGUCUUACAACACUUUUUCAUCUUCUAAGUAGAAGUAAAAAUGAACUUUAAUGGAUUGAUAAAUGUGAAAUACUGUUCGUAAAGUAUUUUAGUACAUGAACAGUUAAAACAUUUAUAAUUAAAUGUGGAUGAUGCACUCUUUAUAUUGAAUUGUUAAAAUUGUUAAAACACUGAAUAUAAUCAUGUACAGCUUGAAAUAGAUUAUAGAUCCUUCUAAAGCAAAACAAAAAUUAGAAUAUAAAGUGAUAAUGUUACCAGUGUUUUUUCUUUACUGUUGUUUGUAUUAUUUGAAUGUAUUUUUUUAUCGUUAAUACCGCAUAAUAUUUGUGCUCACUGUGUGAAACUUAACCAACAGGUAUUUAUCUGUUUCAUUGAUUUUGAGAAAUAAAUUAAUUUUGCAAAGAAUGAUCGGAGUUGACUGGAAAAAUAGAAGGGUGAUUGGAAAGGGGUCAGACAGCAACAGUGAAAAUAGACCAAUGUAUAUGAGAUGAUGCAAUAAUCGGAAGAGGUGUAAGGCUGGGUUGCAUAUUAUCACCAAUAAUUGUUAAUGUCUAUAUAGAGGAAUGGUAAAAUCUGACCGAAGGAAUAAUGAUAAGAGGACAAAUGGUGAGAUCUUACAGAUGACAAUGUAGUGAUGACUAUUACAGAAGAAGGGCUACAAUUUUUAGUUACGAAACAAAGAAUCGGCAAAAGAUUUUUACAAUGGAAAUAAACAUGAUAAAGUGAUGAGGAUGUAAAGGAAAGAAGGUAGGAAGCAAAACAUUACUGUGAAAGAUAAAAAGUUGGGAGAGAUGAAAGAGUUUUGUUACAUAGGUAACAGUAUCACAUCAGGUGGUUGGUUUUAUAGAUAAAUAAGAACCAAAAUUGGAAUGGAUAAAGAAAGGAAAAGGAAAUUGAAGAACAGAAUAAUGAGUUACAUCUGGAGUGUGGCAACGUAUGUGAGCUAGAUGUGAACAAUGCUUAAGGGAGACGUACAGAGACUGGGAUGUUUGUACUGAAAGAAAAAUUUAAAGGUUCUACAUCAGAUGGGAGAAGAACGUUGACUUGUCCUAUCAGUCAUGAAGAGGGAAAAAAUCUGUAUUGGGCAGGUGUUGAGAGGGAAUGACCUAAAUAAAUGUGUAAGUAAACAGUUUUAUAAGUUGUAUUUACAAUCUCGUUUCAUUUAUUCAUCACAACACUUAGAGUUAAACAACAUCAAGAGUUGCUCUGCGCAUUGAGGAAAGAUACACGUAAACAGAUUAAAGGCAAUGGGCAAGGAGGAUUAUGGCAAGCGUUAGGGUCGCUGGUCUGAAUAUUGUUAUAAAACAUGUUCGACCCAUGAGCUAUUGAUGUGUUAUGAUGUGACGGGCAAUCCAACCAUUCUUUGAUAAAGUGUAAACAGAAAGUUGUCGGAGGGAGGUUUUGACUACUUGCCUCCCUCUUAAUCUAUUAUUUCCAAAUUAGUGACGGCUAGCACACAUGGAUAUUAUUUGUUGUAAAGUCGUAGUAGCAGGCACCAAGAAAUGGAUACAGUGUUUCUUAUAACACUUUCUCACCCCUAAAUCAAAUUAAACAAGAAUUUUAAAGAACUUUAUAAAUGUGAAAUAUUGUUCGUAAACUCUUUACUCAUGAAAUACAACAAAAUAUUGAUGAUAUAAUAAUUAGAUGUGGAUAACACGCACUUAUGUUGAAACUUGAAACGUAUAAUUCUACGAAUUAAAACUGUAAUAAAAUUACCAGGAUUCCCUCUUUACUAUCGUAUUUUAUAAAGCCUGUUGUUUGUAUUAUUCUAAUAUAUUCUUCAUCAUUAGUUCGUAGUAUUUGCAUCCAAUCUCUGCAAAUAUACUAUUAAAAGUUGCAGUCAAGCCGAAUACUGGGUUUCAGUGUUCAAAUAUUAAACACAUUACCUAUAACUUUUAGUAGAACAAUUAUGUGUACGGACUUGCUACGCUAGAAACUGGGUUUCGAUACCCGUGGUGUGCAUAACUUUGUGCUUAACUUCAAACAAAUCAAAUAUUAUUUUUUUAUUUGGAUCCAAUGGAACCAUCUCACCAGAGAUCAAAGUAUCCCGUCAAGUAUUGUAAAAUUUGAUGGUGGGAGAUCGGGUAACCUGUGAUAUUAUAGGCGUUAGUUCUGUAGAGUGCUAGCAGAGGGAGGAGGUGCACAGAUCGCCAGUAAAGGUGGGAAAAACGCAUAUUUUGGAGCAAAAAAAAAAAGGUUUGUAGAGUUUACAUGCAAUUGUUAUUGAAAUGUGUAACUUGCAUAGAAAAUGAGGGAUAGCAAAUAAAUAUUUCGUCAGUUAUCGUAGUAAUAAACACAACCUAAACUUAUUCAGUGUGAUUUAAUAUGUGAAGCCCACCGAUAAUGAAGGGUAUAAAAAAAAAUAUGGGGUUCACUACUUCAAUAAACCUUUCUGUAUGAUUAAGUGAGUUUAUAGAAAAGAAAUCAAGUACAGUGUUACUGUUUUAAUAUCUCGCAGCCCUCUGGUUUAGAUUAUUGACUAGAGUAUAUGUGUCACUGUUUUAAUAGCUUACAGCCCAGUCAUUUUGACUAAUGAUUAGAACGUACCUUCCACAAAGUCUUAUAUUUCAGUGCGUGUAAUUUAAAAAAUAUAUGCUGUUACACAUGAGCUUUUUUUUCGAAUCUUCCAAGUCCCUGGGAUCAUUCAUGGGUGGUACCUAAAUCGGUUACAAAAUAUAAGUUAUAAACACAAGAACUUAGGAUAUUGGACAGAUCUUCAAUAAACACUUAUUUCAGUUUUGCCAUUUUCUCUAUCUAUCUCGUAUUUUAACGUGGCCGUUGCGUGUUUAACACGAAUGUGAUUCAAACGUGGUCUAUAUGAUAUGUGACAUUGUCCAAACAUAAAGAUGUUGCUUGAGGUAGCUAAUUUAAUGUGUAAUAAGCAUUAGCGAUACAUAUUUUGUUCUAGUUUUACUACCUUCCUCAUAUACUCAUGAAUGUCGUGGCUACAUUUUCGACUGCCGAUAAAGGUAACGUUUCUCUAAAAGUUACGUCAACAGAAGCCAAUGGAAUUCAAGAGUUCAAGAGAAGUGUCUUCCUUUUGUUAAAAGACAUCAACAGUGUUUUAUGUUCCAGAAGUGUUUAAAAUUUGUGAAUAAUAUCUAUGUCUUUUAAAGACCUACAAAGAACAUUUUUUUAUUAGAGCUGAAGGUUUCUGGGCCAUAAAAAUCAAAGACACAUAAAUAACUGUGUCACUUUAAAAAUCAAAGAGACACCAUAUAAGUAACUAUGUCACUUUAACAGUGUUGUUUUCUGAGGUUCACUGGACUUCCUUCAAAUAACCAUAGUUGGAUCCACGACGUAACUGGAUGGAUGUUCUACAGAGCAUUUUUUUGGUAUUGACUGAGUUUAAGAAAAAAGAGAUUUCACUCAAUUUAAAACAGAAUUGAAAAAACUUAUUUAAUGCAAAAUCCAAUCAAAAAGGUGUUAAUGGAAAACCAGUUUUACUGGAUCUUUCCAAAAUAUGUAACAGUUUAAAACUUCUUGUAUAUCUCUUCCAGACUGAAUAUACAUAGCGCUAUAUACACUGUUUUAUAAUGCUAUUAUUCUCAGGGAAUGAACAUUACUAAUAUUAUCAAUGUUGGUCAUUCCAAUUUAAAAAUGAAAUGCAUCAUCUAAGUAUCAUUUGCUCCACACGGGAGAGAUCGCUUCCCACCUGUACGUAAUAAGAAAGUACACGUGAUACCAUAGAUGAAUGACCCAAGUAAUAGGAAACUAGACUGAGGAAAUGUAGCCCUUUUCUCGACGAAUGCUAUUCUUCAGAGCUACAUACACCUGUAUGCAGAAACAUUUAUACAAAUUCGGGUGAACUUUAAGGGACCACUGAAUAAAGGAGGCAGAAAACAUCUAGUAUGACUACAUACCACAACAUUUAUGUUAAUGUGAUGAUUUUUCUAUAUAUAAUUGCAAAACAUACUUUCACUGUAAAUUAGCAUUUCAUGUAUUUAAAAUAUUUAAUUUGCUGUACGAAAAGAUAAGCCCUCACCAACAAAUCGUUCCCUGCCAGUUUUACAGAAAUUCCAAAUUUUGCAUUGUAUGUCGUUCUCUUACUUAAAACAUGUAUUUAGUAGACUUAUCUCGUGCAUUGUUCUGUUAAGAUGGUUAAAAUCCCCCAGUGGACUUGUACUGCUAAAAACCGGGUUUCGAUACCCAUGGUGGGCAGAGCACAGAUAGCCCUUUGUGUAGCUUUGUGCUUAAGAACAGACAACAACAAGAUGGUUAAAAUAUCAAAUGUAUUUUAUGUGGUAUCAUUUCUUAAUUUUUUGUUAAUUAUACCAUGCUUACAUUUACGCGCUUUUUCUGUGUCAUUUAUUUGAGCUUUGUCUUGAUUUUUCUAAAUAUAUAAUGCUGACUCCUAUGUCCUGUUCAGAUUAAUAGAGUAAUACUAUUUUCACAGUGAGUUAAUAUGACUGACACUGGAUGGCGCUGACACUUUCACACUGCUAUCUGUCAGUUGUGUCACUACUUAAAUAAGACGAGGUGUAAUCUCAUAAACUGGCGGGAAAAUAAAGUAUAAAAGUGAAGAGAAUGUACGACUGAUAUAAGAAACAUUUCAAAACCUAGAGCCUACAGUGGAUAGUGAGAAGUGUUGCGAAAAAUAAUUAAUUACAUUUUGCUAGUUUUUUUUACUAAGAAACAAGUUCGUGAUUAAUGUGGAAGUUAUAUCGUUAUCGUAGUUUUCUUUCUGGUCAUGUUUAUAUUUUUUUCAACUUCUGUCGAGAUUAUAUUAUAGCUAGAAUUUUAAUGAAAUUUGGAGAUGGUGUUUUUUAAAUGUCCAGGUCCGGCACUUUUAAUUGGAAGUGUAAUCUUUUAUUUGUGAAAGUUCUA
This is a messenger RNA of Limulus polyphemus (Atlantic horseshoe crab), 6278 nucleotides long. Its product is annotated as solute carrier family 35 member G1-like. Lineage: Eukaryota; Metazoa; Arthropoda; Merostomata; Xiphosura; Limulidae. The transcript has 3 exons. Bases 368 to 1483 code for a protein of 371 amino acids. The record is from RefSeq and is a predicted model, not a curated record. Gene Ontology annotation, cellular component: membrane.